This is a messenger RNA of Pygoscelis adeliae (Adelie penguin), 1776 nucleotides long. Its product is annotated as RNA-directed DNA polymerase from mobile element jockey-like. NCBI's taxonomy places the organism in Eukaryota, Metazoa, Chordata, Aves, Sphenisciformes, Spheniscidae. The record is from RefSeq and is a predicted model, not a curated record. Gene Ontology annotation, molecular function: catalytic activity.
AUGGAUGGCUAUAGGCUGUUUCGUAAAGACAGGCAGGGAAGAAGAGGCAGAGUCAUCAUGCUCUAUGUUAAGGAGAACCUUGAAUGUAUAGAAGUCAACCACGGUGAUUGUGGAAGCCUUAUCGAAUGCCUCUGGGUCAAUAACAGAGAGGUUGUCUCCAAGGGGGAUCUUACAGUAGGCAUCUGCUACCGACCUCCAAACCAAGAUGAUAAGGCCAAAGAAGCAAUAUUUGGGUCACUUAAGCAAGCUUUGGGUCAAGAAAACCUGGUUCUUAUGGGUGACUUCAACUACCCAGACAUUUGUUGGAAGAACAAUACAGCAGCUCACGUCAUCCAUCAAGUUCCUGGAAUGCGUAGAAGACUCUUUCCUCAUACAGAUGUGCCAACCAGGACUGAGGGACUGCUGGACUUGCUAUUCACAAACCAAGAAAACCUGCUUUGUAAUAUCUCGGUUAGUGAUAGCCUUGGCUGCAGUGAUCACAAUACUGUGGAGUUUUCCCUAACCUUCCCAGUGCUCCUGCUGAGCACACUGAAGGUUAGUACUAAGACAAAGGUUUUAGAUUUUAGAAGAACAAACUUCAGCUCACUCAGAGCUCAAUUCAGAGGGAUUUCAUGGGAAGCUUCCAUGGAGGAUAAAGGAGCUAGCGAGCGCUGGGAGUUUUUCAAGAAUGCUCUCCUGGAAGCACAAAAACAGCUCCUCCCCUUUAAAGGUAAGGGAAGUAGGCAGAGUAAGAGAUCCCCUUGGCUUAACUGUGAGCUUCUGAGUCUGCUCAAAACCAAAGGAGAAGCGUACCAGAGAUGGAAAAGCAGACGAAUACCUGUUGAGAACUACAAGGGCAUUGCCAGGGCAUGCAGAGAUGCAGUUAGAAAAGCAAAAGCUCAGCUCAAAUUGAAAUUGGCCAGAGAUGUCAAAAACUACAAGAAAGGGUUAUUCAGGUAUGUAAACAACAAGCAGAAACAGAAGGAAAAUAUUGGCCCACUGUUAAACAGGAGAGGUGAAUUAGUCACCAACAACGCUGAAAAAGCAGAGGUUCUUAACACUUUCUUCACCUCUGUCUUUACCAGCACUGUUGGGCCCCAGGCCUUGGGAACAAAAAUCCAGGUUGAUGCAAACACAGACCCACCAUCAGUGAAGGAAGAGUUGGUAUGUGAACUAUUACAGGAACUUGACCCCUACAAAUCGAUGGGCCCUGACAAUAUCCACCCAAGGGUGUUAAGAGAGCUGGCUGAUGUUGUGAGGCUGCUCUCCAUAAUCUUUGAGAAGUUGUGGAGAUCGGGGGACAUCCCAGAAGACUGGAAGAAAGCUAAUGUCAUCCCUACCUACAAGAAGGGCUUAAAGGAGGAUCCAGGUAAUUAUAGGCCCAUCAGUCUUACUUCAGUCCCUUGGAACGUUAUGGAACAAAUCCUUCUGGGGGCUGUCACAAGUCAAAUGAAGCAUGUGAUUGGGAAAAGCCAGCACAGAUUCACCAAGGGCAAAUCAUGCUUGACAGACCUGAUCACCUUCUACAACAAAGUAACCUGCUCGGUUGAUGUGGGACGAGCGGUGGACAUCGUCUACCUGGAUUUCUCCAAGGCUUUCGAUACGUUUUCCCACAGCCUCCUCCUGGAGAAACUGGUGCAUUACAGUCUAGAUAAGUGGUCCGUGCAGUGGGUGGGGAACUGGCCAACAGGCCACACCCGGAGGGUGGUGGUAAAUAGCUCCUUUUCAAACUGGCAACCUGUCACAAGUGGGGUCCCCCAGGGAUCAAUAUUGGGCCCAACGCUGUUUAAUAUCUUC